AUGGUUAAAGGAUCAAGAGAUUACAAAAGGGCCUGUAGAAUGGAUCCAGGAGCAGCUGCGCGAUUUGGUGGUCCAGGGAACAGUAACACUGCCGAAUGGAAGCGCAUGCAGAAUGUCGUCGAAGCUGCAAGUUCAGGCGAGUUUGCCAGACUACUCAAGGCGUGGCAUACACAGACGGAAACGAAUCGACACACCACACACCACACAUGCAUGCGCUCAACGAAAACAGCUAGUAUACGGCGGGCAGCAGAUUUUCGAUCGCAGGAACUAGGAGAGUCAAGAGUCGGUCGCGUUAGCGGGUGUUGUUGUUGUGUGUAUGCUGUUGACUAG
Molecule: messenger RNA, 330 nt
Organism: Strongylus vulgaris
Lineage: Eukaryota; Metazoa; Nematoda; Chromadorea; Rhabditida; Strongylidae
Source: the annotation of a GenBank genome assembly